CUUCCGGGCUGCUGGGACGGGGGACAGAGCAGCCUCUCUCUCCUCCCUCUUCCCCAGCCACCUGUCUAGUGGGCAGAAACUGCAGCGCCGGAGCGCAGGAGGGAGCGCGCCGAAGCCUGAGCCGGCCCCGCCUCUGAAGCGCUCUCCGGAGCUUUCGGGCGGGGCGCUCAGGUCUCCUGGGCCCCGCCCCCGCUACCGGGCCCCGCCCCCGGAACUCCAGGCCCCGCCCACCCGACGGGAGUUCGCAGAGGCCAUGGGGACGCGGAGCAGCCCGGGCGAGGGGACCCCACCACCGCCCGCAGUCCUGGAGCGCGACGCGGACGUCCGGUCUCAAGGGGCCACGCAGCCCCGGGAGCACCUCGAGGACUCCCGCGAGCAGCAGGCGCCCAAGGCCUCAGCAGAGCUUCCGAGCGCCCAAGGAGCUGAGCAGCAGGCGGAGGAAGAGGAAGAAGGGGGAGAAGGCAGCAGCACCGAGAGCAGCCGCGAUGCGGCUGAGGCUCCGCCUCCCGUUCAGACCCCGGCCAUGCCCCCCGCACCCUCUCAGUCUGGAGAAGGGGUUCGAGGGGCCGCCCGGCGGCUUCGAGCGCAGCAGCUGGAAGCACUGACUCGCGUGGCUUUGAUGGAGCAGCGCGUGAAGGAGCUACAGCGUCAGAGGAAAGAACUGAGAAUCGAGAUGGAGGUGGAGGUGGCCCUGCUGCGGGGUGAGCUGACUGGGGAGCGAGUGGCCGCUCGGCGGGAGGAGGAGCAGCUCCGGGAGCUGCUGGGGCAGCGGGUGGACUCAGAAAAGGGCAGCCAGGAGCAGCGGGAACAGGAACAGAGGAGGCUGAGCCAGGAGCGGGAUCGUGUGGAAGGUCUUCGCCACAGGCUCCGGGAAGCCCAGGGGCAGCUUGACUUACAGCCUGAAGACCAGCGUGAGCGGCUUCUGCAGGGAGUGCAGGAGAUGAGGGAACAGCUGGAUGUGGCCCAGCAUGCCUACGAGGACCUGGAGUUCCAGCAGCUGGAGCGGGAGAGCCGGUGGGAAGAGGAGGAUCGGGACAGCCCUGGGGCCCGGCCGCUGGACCCCAAGGUCCAGGAACUCCAGGCCAGCGUGGCGCAGCACAGGCGCCGGAUUCAGGUCUUGGAGGAGCAGCUCAAGUCGAUGGGGGAACAGAUGGCAGCUGAGAGCUGGGGGCUGAGCCGGAAGAAGGAGGAGGCCCUUCAGGCCCUGACGCAGGAACGGAGCCGACUGCUCGAGCUUAAUUGCCUUCAGGGAGCCCCUGGUGGGGACUUAUCUGAGUCCAAUCAGGCCCUCACCAAGCUCCUGUUCACCCAGAAGACAGACCGCCAGUUGCUGGUUCUCCAGGACCCCACCGCCCACCCUGCCACUGCUGCCUCUUCCUGCCUCUUCUCCGUUCACAGCUCCCUCCAGGUGCCCCCCCAAUGCCUCAUCACUCCGGGGUCUCAAGGGCAUGGGGGAGAGAAGGCUGAUCAAGGGGGCUCCAUCGGCCUCCAGAGGACUGGAAGCCUGCCACGGAAGAGGGGAGAGAGAGCCAGCCAGAGGGGAUCCCCCCGGCCUCUGUCCCUCCAUUGUGCUGAAGCCCUGGAGACCUCGGCCCUCCCGCCAGCAGCUGGAGACUCCGGGAGACACCCCCUCUAUCAGCUGCUGAACUGUGGCCCCAGGAAUAGCUGUGGAGCCCUCCACCCAGACAUCGCCCGCAUGGAACGGCUCCUGCAGCAGGCGGUGGCCGAGAGGGAGCGGCUGCUCCAGGCCAGGGAAGGGACAAAAAGGAGCACGGAAGGUGCCCCAGGCCCCCCUGUACCUGCCAUCAUGGCCCCGCCCACACCCCCAUCCCGCCCUCCUGGCCCUCGGGUCUUGGAUCUCCGGCAGCACCUGGAACGCUGGGGCCACAACCCCGAAAACUGCCCGCACGUACGGGUGUCCGGGGGCUGCUGUCACGGACCCCUGGUGAAGAUGGGCGGCCGUAUCAAGACCUGGAGGAAGCGGUGGUUCUGCUUUGAUCGCCAGGCCCGCCGCCUGGCCUACUAUGCCGACAAGGAAGAGACCAAGCUCAAAGGCGUCAUCUACUUCCAGGCCAUUGAGGAAGUCUACUACGAUCACUUACGCUGUGCCUUCAAGAGCCCGAACCCUCGCCUAACAUUCUGUGUCAAAACCUACGAACGCCUUUUCUACAUGGUGGCGCCGAGCCCAGAGGCCAUGCGCAUCUGGAUGGACGUCAUCGUGACUGCGGCUGAUGAGAACCACGCCCCCUGAGUGACCACACCCUCUGGGGGGACGUCCCAGCGAGGCUCCGCCCCUCAUGCGGUGCCUUGAAGCCACGCCCACUGCCGGAAAGCCUGCCCCCGCCCCUUUGGAACUCUUCCGGGAAUUUUGUGGGCUUGGCGGCUCGGCUGGUCCGAGCCGCGCAGUUCUGGGUUGCAGGUGCCUUCCCCGACGGGAAGCCAGCCCCGGGGGCUCUGUCCUGGGUGGGGGGAAGAUUGAGGGGACGGGAAGGAACUAUUUAUUGGUGCUCCUGUGAUACCGAAUUAAACAUGGAGGAAAAACAGUGGUUACUGCUGAGGUUCCUCGAGCCUGAGGCAAGAUAUCUGAGUUACGGGUACCUAUGAGACCCAAGCAUCCCUCAGCCUGUCCUACCCUUUAGCAAUGGAGGCCUUCAACCCCAGGAUCAUGGCUGGGAUGGGCGGGGGUGUGGCGAGGCAUGCGUCCUUAGUCUUAUGGCAAUUUUGUUUUUUCAGUUUGUGGGCCUGCCUGCUUCCACCCUUUGGGACCUGACUGGGCUAUUGUCAAUUUGUAGGAACUCCUAACCUCCUGCCCUCCAGGCCUUGGCGCGUGUUAUUCCCUCUGUCUUUCCCUUAACCACCUAGCUCCUUAUUCUUCUCGUCUUAAUUGGGAUGUGCCCUCCUUCAGGAAGCCCUUCUGACUCCCCCAGCUGGAUGAAGCACCCCCCUUUGAGCUCCCCUGUGCCAUUCCUGAACAUCAUGGGUCAUCACUGGUGAUGGAUCUAUGUCCCGAUGGACUGGGAGCUCCAUGAGG
Hippopotamus amphibius kiboko is the source of this 3031-nucleotide messenger RNA. RefSeq names its product pleckstrin homology like domain family B member 3 (gene PHLDB3). Bases 254 to 2251 code for a protein of 665 amino acids. NCBI's taxonomy places the organism in Eukaryota, Metazoa, Chordata, Mammalia, Artiodactyla, Hippopotamidae. The record is from RefSeq and is a predicted model, not a curated record. The transcript has 16 exons.